Messenger RNA from Hydra vulgaris (swiftwater hydra), 2323 nucleotides. RefSeq names its product stress-70 protein, mitochondrial. Gene Ontology annotation, biological process: protein folding. NCBI's taxonomy places the organism in Eukaryota, Metazoa, Cnidaria, Hydrozoa, Anthoathecata, Hydridae. Gene Ontology annotation, molecular function: ATP-dependent protein folding chaperone; ATP binding. The record is from RefSeq and is a predicted model, not a curated record. Gene Ontology annotation, cellular component: cytoplasm; mitochondrion.
UUCAGGCGAAAUUUAAAUUAAGAAUGCUGAUUCUGUAUAAUUUUAUUGCAUAAGCUAAACUUUGGAGGAACAAUCGAGAAAGUCAGUGUGAAUACGUUAACUAAUACCAAAUACUUGACUAACGUUAUAUCAAAAUUUAUAAAUAUGCUAUCAACUCUAAAGAAAUCUGGAAGUAUUUUUAAUAAUGUUUAUUUUAAAGCAUUCUUCCCAAGUGCUUCAGUCAAUUGUCAGAACAUUAUUUUAAAGAGAGCAUAUGCUUCAGUGCAAGGAAAUGUCAUUGGAAUUGAUCUCGGAACUACUAAUUCUUGUGUGGCUGUUAUGGAAGGAUCUUCUCCGCGUGUGAUAGAAAAUUCUGAAGGCUCUCGUACAACUCCCUCGGUUAUUGCAUUUUUACCUGAUGGAGAAAGACUAGUUGGAGCACCAGCAAAAAGACAGUCUGUAACUAACUCUCAAAACACAUUAUAUGCUACCAAGCGAUACAUUGGCAGAAGAUUUGACGACCCUGAAGUUCAAAAAGAUAUAAAAAAUGUUCCUUACAAGUUAGUUAAAGCAUCAAAUGGAGACGUUUGGUUUCAAGCCCAUGGAAAAACAUACUCACCGAGUCAGACAGGAGCUUUCGUUUUAACUAAAAUGAAAGAAACUGCAGAAAGUUAUUUGGGUUCAACUGUUAAAAAUGCUGUUGUUACAGUCCCAGCAUAUUUUAAUGAUUCUCAAAGACAAGCUACAAAAGAUGCUGGCCAAAUAGCAGGCUUAAAUGUUCUUCGUGUAAUUAAUGAACCCACAGCUGCAGCUCUUGCAUUUGGAAUGGAAAGAAGUGAUGAUCAAAUUAUUGCAGUUUAUGAUCUUGGUGGUGGAACAUUUGAUGUUUCUCUUUUGGAAAUACAUAAAGGUGUUUUUGAAGUCAAGUCUACAAAUGGGGAUACGUACUUAGGUGGUGAAGAUUUUGAUAUGGCUUUAUUGGAAUAUCUCGUCAAAGAGUUUCAGAGAGAUACUGGUAUUGAUGUCAAGAAAGAUAAUAUGGCACUUCAACGAUUGCGCGAGGCUGCUGAAAAAGCUAAGUGUGAACUAUCUUCUUCCCAGCAAACUGACAUUAAUCUUCCUUACUUAACUAUGGAUGCAAGUGGUCCAAAGCACAUGAAUUUAAAACUGACUCGAGCCAAAUUGGAGCAACUUGUUAAUCAUCUUAUCCAGAAAACAGUUGAUCCAUGUAAAAAAGCUAUUAAAGAUGCUGGAGUUAGCCGAGGCGAAAUAGGAGAAGUUCUUUUAGUAGGAGGAAUGACUAGAAUGCCAAAGGUGCAAUCAAUUGUUGAAGAGAUAUUUGGUCGUAAGCCAAGUAAAGCUGUAAAUCCAGAUGAAGCAGUAGCUAUUGGUGCAGCUAUUCAAGGAGGUGUUCUCGCUGGAGAAGUGAAAGAUAUUCUUCUUCUAGAUGUAACUCCUCUUUCAUUGGGUAUAGAAACUCUAGGUGGUGUUAUGACAAAACUUAUUAACAGAAACACUACUAUUCCCACAAAAAAGAGUCAGGUUUUCUCGACAGCUGCAGAUGGACAAACUCAAGUUGAAAUUAAAUGCUAUCAGGGAGAACGUGAAAUGGCUGGAAAUAACAAAUUACUUGGACAGUUUUCAUUAGUGGGAAUUCCACCAGCUCCUAGAGGAGUUCCUCAAAUUGAAGUUACAUUUGACAUAGAUGCAAACGGGAUUGUAAAUGUCUCUGCUCGUGAUAAGGGAACUGGUAAAGAGCAACAAAUCGUUAUUCAAUCAAGUGGAGGUUUAAGUAAAGAAGAUAUAGAAAAAAUGGUGCGUCAAGCAGAGCAAUUUGCUGAAGAAGAUAAAAAGAAAAAAGAAAUAGUUGAAACAGCAAAUCAAGCAGAAAGUGUUAUUCAUGAUACUGAGUCUAAGAUGGAAGAGUAUAAAGAUCAACUUCCAAAGGAAGAGUAUGAAGAAUUAAAGACCGAAAUAGCUAACGUUCGAAAGGUCUUAGAGAAAAAAGACGAAAUUAAAUCUGCUGAAGAAUUAAGAGAAUCUUUCCAAAAAUUACAACAAAAAUCUCUAAAGCUUUUUGAAAUGGUUUACAAAAAGAUGGCAUCUGACAGAGAAAAUAACUCUUCAUCGUCAAGUGAAAGCGGUGCUAAACAAAACUAAAAUUUUGAAUUUUUCCCGUUAACCCCUUGAAUCGCCACCUGAUAUUGGGUGUAUCGAUAGUCUCCCAUCAAAGACUUGUGCAUUUUACGGUCAAAAGCAACUAGAAAAAGUAAGAUACUUAUGCAUAAGUGCACAAGAACCAAAUUCUUUGUAUGAAAAUAAACCAAAAAUAUUUUUUAUUUUA